Molecule: messenger RNA, 942 nt
Organism: Rattus norvegicus (Norway rat)
Lineage: Eukaryota; Metazoa; Chordata; Mammalia; Rodentia; Muridae
Gene: Or4p22d
Product: olfactory receptor family 4 subfamily P member 22D
Exons: 1
Coding region: 1-942 (313 amino acids)
Biological process (GO): signal transduction; G protein-coupled receptor signaling pathway; detection of chemical stimulus involved in sensory perception of smell
Cellular component (GO): plasma membrane; membrane
Molecular function (GO): olfactory receptor activity; G protein-coupled receptor activity
Source: RefSeq, marked reviewed
AUGGAAUGCAAGAGGAACAUAUCAGAAUUUCUUCUCAUUGGACUGUCUUCUAAGCAGAACAUUGAAGUGUUUUGCUUCCUGUUCUUCUCCUUCUGUUACCUUGCCAUUUUGUCUGGGAAUCUGAUGAUCCUUAUCUCUGUCAGAUGCAGUUCUCUUUUUAACCAACCCAUGUACUAUUUUCUCAGUCAUUUAUCUUCUAUGGACAUUUGCUAUACCUCCUGUGUGACACCCAAACUGAUUGGAGAUCUGCUUGUGAGAAGAAAAUAUAUCUCUUUUACAAACUGUAUGCUGCAGGUCAUUGCCAUGCACUUUUUUGGCCUUAUUGAAGUCCUGAUUCUAGCAGCCAUGGCCUUUGACCGUUGUGUGGCCAUCUGCAAGCCUCUCCACUACAUGCUCAUCAUGAGCAGAAGCAAGUGCCAUGUCUUGAUAUUGGUCUCUUGGGUUGGUGGAGCUGCGCACUCCUUUUCUCAGUUUUGUUUGCUAAUCUGCUUGCCCUUCUGUGGCACCAAUGAAAUAGACCACUACUACUGUGACAUUUUCCCUUUGCUGAAAGUUGCCUGUACUGACACCACCAUUGCUGGUAUCCUCGUUGUUGCCAAUUCAGGACUGAUAGCUUUGGUAACCUUUGUUCUCUUAUUUGGUUCAUAUGUGGUUAUACUGUUCACAUUAAGGAAUUACUCUGCAGAAGGAAGACACAAAGCUCUUUCUACAUGUGGAUCCCAUAUCACUGUGGUCAUUUUAUUCUUUGGACCUUGCAUCUUUGCUUACCUUAGACCUCCUACUACUUUCCCUGAGGACAAAAUCUUCGCUCUAUUUUAUACAAUCAUUGCUCCUAUGUUCAAUCCCCUUAUAUAUACUUUAAGAAAUACAGAGAUGAAAAAGGCUAUAAAAAAGGUUUGGAUUCAAAAGAGAUUUUUCAGAAGAGAAACAGUUAAUCUUUAG